This is a messenger RNA of Cyprinus carpio (common carp), 2868 nucleotides long. Its product is annotated as transmembrane protein 121-like. The transcript has 2 exons. The record is from RefSeq and is a predicted model, not a curated record. NCBI's taxonomy places the organism in Eukaryota, Metazoa, Chordata, Actinopteri, Cypriniformes, Cyprinidae. Bases 738 to 1688 code for a protein of 316 amino acids.
GGAGGGGGAGAUGCAAGCACACACACACACACACACACACCUCAUUAACACACAUGGAAAGAGAGAGAGACUGGAUUCCAGCAUUAUUCUUGAUGCAGCGUGGCUCAGAACUGAGACUGGAGCAACGAUGCACAGCUGACACCAGCUUCCCGCUCAGAUCUGAGGUGGCGAGCGGUCAGGACACAUCGAAUCCGACUGCAUCUGCAUUCACAGGACAAAGCAGCAAACACACAUGAACCACUGGAGCGUUCAGCAGCACACCCCGAAGGGUUAAUGCUACAGUAAGCUGACUUUCAUCUAGAAUAACAUGCCUGCUCUUGCUGUAAGUUUUUAGUAUGAAGCACAAAAUAGUCAGUUUAGCUUUAGUUAGAUUUUUUCUCCUGUGCUGGAAUCUAAAUCCCCUUCUGAGACGUCUACAGCAGCCUUCUCUGCACACUCCAAACUUAAGUGGAUUACAUCCGAGGCAUUAGGGAUUUGGGGGCUGUCAUAUGAAGAGACAUGCCUGACCGCAGUAUACAACAGAACCAGAGGAGAUCGGCAUGUGUUUUAUGUCACUUUACAUGUGGAUUACUGUCCUAAUUUGGUCUCACAGAGGACACGCAUGAGGACGUUCCACAACUCAUGGUUGCGAUGAACUUCAGACAGAGGAGAAGCUAGUGAGUCCUGGAGCUCCAAGGGAGCAGCAUUGAGGAGAAGAAGACUCUGAGUCCUCUUGGUUCAGGGAAGAGGUCAGCAGGAUGGUGCCACCGCCUCCUACCAACAAGCCACACGUUUGCUUAUCCACCAUCAUCAUCAUGAGCAGCAUGGCAAUGAUGGACGCCUACCUGGUGGAGCAGAACCACGGCCCGCGGAAGAUUGGCAUCUGCAUCAUGGUGACGGUAGGAGACCUCUGCUUCCUCAUCGUGCUGCGGUACGUGGCGGUGUGGGUCGGAGCUGAAGUGAGGACUGCAAAACGAGGCUACGCCAUGAUACUUUGGUUCCUUUACAUCUUCGUCUUGGAGAUUAAGGUGUAUUUUGUUUACCAGAACUACAAGGCUGACCGUAAGAGCCUGGAUGCAUUGGCUCGGAAAGCUCUGACGCUCCUGCUCUCCAUCAGUAUUCCCGCACUCUUUGUGAUCCUGGUUGCCAUUGACCACAUGGAGUACGUGAAGGCUUUCAAGAAGAAGGAGGAGAUCAGAAACCGUUUGUUCUGGGUGGUGGUGGAUCUGCUGGAUGUUCUGGACAUCCAGGCCAACCUGUGGGAGCCGCAGAAGAAAGGGCUUCCACUCUGGGCCGAGGGACUGAUGUUUUUCUACUGUUAUAUUCUUCUUUUAGUGCUGCCUUGUGUGUCUCUGAGUGAGAUCAGCAUGCAAGGCAUCAACAUCAGUCCUCACAAGAUGAUGCUCUAUCCCAUUCUGAGUUUGGUGACUAUUAACAUGGUCACUCUCUUCAUCCGUGGAGGGAAUAUGCUCCUCUAUAAGGACAACAGAGUGUCCGGGAUACUCAUGGCCAAGAACAUCCUCGCCAUUGUUCUGAAGACGUGCAGCUUUGUGCAGUACAGGAGACAGUUGCAGAGCACUCCGCCUGGGUUUGGAGUGGAAUUACAGAAGAACUCUGUGGCGUCGGGUCGAUCCGGUCAGACUCUUCCACAGGGGGUGCUGCAGGAGCAAACGCCGCUGCCCGAGGUCACCAGGUGUGAACAUACGUGACCCAGAAUCUGGAGACUACCAGCACAAGGAAACACACAUCUCUAAUGAAACAAUGUGGAUAUAAGCUUUUACAGUUAUUGCUAGCUUCAUUAUUUUCAUCCGAGAGAAAUGCAAGUGGAGCAUAAUGGAAUGAAAAUAGUCCUUCCUUCCUAAAAAAUACAUUUACUUUGCAUACUAUGCCAGUUUUCUAAGUAUGUCAAACUCCAGUUUUAAAAAUGUCUCAUCUGAGUUCCAGAUUUGGCUGGUUACUUUGGUAUAGGUUGGUCCUGCUGGUAGAUGUGCAAUACACCAUCUGAUUGUGCAGAAACUUACAGUAGAAGUUUCACUAGUGACUGAUGAUUUCUGGAAGCUCUUGGCUUGGUAUUUGUCUCAUCUGCUGACGUCACAGGUCAGGAUAGUGACUAGUGAAGAGUUGGGAAUGUUUCGAGACACAGAUCUAGUGAAAAUGAUUCAGCAAAAUACAGUUAUUUUAAAAAAUGAUUGUGUCACACUGGUGCACUGCUUUAAAAACCAUACAGGACACCGUAAACUCGUAACUCGUAAAAUAGUUAUGUUUUCUCAAGAGAUCAGGGCUGCGUUUCCCAAAAGCAUCAUAAGCUUAAGUUGAUCGGUUUUAAUGGGUCUAUGAUGUAUUUAAGCUUACAAUGCUUUUGGGAAACGCAGCCCAGCUAUGUCCAGCAUGGAGUAUGAUAGCAAACCAUUUCAAAAACAGUUUGAUCAGAAAUGGUGUUGUAAAAGCGUAAACAGACACUGGUAUUUUGAGAAGAUCAAAGAGCCUGCAUCCAAAAUGUAAAGUUUCAUCAUUAAUCAAACACAUUAUGAGAUUAAUAGCGAUCAUAACAUUUGGAUCAAAAGAAAAAAAACUAUUGUUAUUCAUUUGUGUAUUUAUUUUCUAAUCAUGCAAUAUGAUAAAAGAUAAAUAAAAUAAAAUGAAAAAAAAGAACAAAAAAACACUAAAGCAACAAACAUCCUUUUGGUAGAAAAAGGGGGAAAGAUUUUUUUCAGUGUGAUGCUUUGAUAAAGAGUUGUGUACAUAUGUGCGUUGUGUGUUUGUUACAGCAUGUUUUAUUCAGGUCAGACAUACAAAUGUACUGAUUAGACUGAAGAUAGAGUAUGUCUCAUGUCCUAAUUACAAUUCUGAUGAGGGUUUUAAUUAAACAGCAUUACAAAGGGAAAAUGA